Molecule: messenger RNA, 4344 nt
Organism: Oncorhynchus mykiss (rainbow trout)
Lineage: Eukaryota; Metazoa; Chordata; Actinopteri; Salmoniformes; Salmonidae
Source: RefSeq, a predicted model, not a curated record
GCAGCGUCAUCUCAGCUGAAACACCGUAUAUCUAGUGCACUGAUUACGGCUGCUUUUUCAAUCGAUUUUUUUUACCUUUUUCCUUUGGAGGGAUAUGUCUACUCUAAUAAGCUUUUUUAAAAACGGACGCGUGAUGCAUUUCAGUAUUUAUUUCAUUAUUUCAUUUUAACGUGAAACCAUUUGGUGAUGGGGAAGAGCAUGAAGUGAUAGUCAUUUGUUGGCUUUUGGGGGGAGUGUGGUGACCGAAAGCGGUUGUAUCGGCGUAGGCUAUAUCAUAGUGCUCCAAUCUUAAGUACAUUUUUUUGUGGUAGAGCCUUUGGUAAUCAGCAUAUGUUCUCUCCGUCUCUGGUAAGUGGGGGAGGCGGAGAGAGACGGGCUGUGGGAGAAGGCGGUUUAUUACCCGUGGAGCAAAACACAGUUUAUUUAGAGGGAUGAAUCGUAUGCAUUUUUUGCAAGUGGACUACAAAACUAAUUGUUGACUGCAGCAUUUGGGGUAUUUUCUCUGUGGCGAAUUAUACAGAAAACCAUCACUGCUGAGCAAGGCGCCCACCAGACCACUGCGAUUUCUGGGCAAAGAUAGACUGGCGUCGUCUUGCGGAUAGGCUUCUAUGGCAGCAUAUGGCAUCUUCUGAAGGGAAGAAUCCACGAAUCGUUUGCAUUUAAGAAUGUAUUUUUAGCUGAAUGCAGUGACGGGAUUUGAACCCAGCAUCAUUAGCCUACGCGGUUUCCGGUUCCUAGCUGGUGUUUCCCCAUUGCAAAAUUAUCGGAAAAAGCAGCGGAUCCCGAUGGCAUGGACACUUACGCAAGGUCUGCCGCGCUGCCGUGCUACUGGAGCCUAUUUGCUGUCUCUCCCUUCAACCCAGCUCCACCGCCAUCGCCCCGCAGCCCAGAGAGCCCUGCCGCAACGCGACCAGCGACCACCGAGCCAAAGCAGGCGGCAUGAGGCUUGAUUCAGUACAUUUAUCCAUGCUGGUCAUCGGGGUCUCUUUCGCCUGCUACUCCCCGAGUUUGAAUUCUCUGCAGGACCAGGCUUACAAUUCCGCCGUGGUGUUCGAGGGCAAGGUGCAGUCCGCGCCUCUGAACGACUCAGUCGAGGCGUACAGUGUGAAUGUCAAAGUGCUGGACUUGUGGCCGCGGAACAGCGGAGGUCUGGAACGGGAGCAGCUCGUCACCGUGGGGGAAUUCGGAUCGGAGGCUCUUUGCACCACAGUGAUAAAGAAUCACAAGUAUAUUUUUUUCAUGGACCCAACUGAUGAGCCUCUGGUUUUCAAGGCGUCGUAUGCUCCCAUAGACACUCGUGGGAAUAAUCUAAAAAAAGAUGUUGGAAGGAUCUUGUGUGAAAACUGCGCUAAUGCCCCAAAGUUGAAGCGGUUGAGGAACCUGAUGGUGGAAGAGGGGAGCAGGCUCACGGUCAAGUGUGAGGCUACAGGAAACCCCAGCCCUACCUACAAAUGGUUCAAAGAUGGCAGUGAGCUCAAGAAAAGCAGAGAGGUCAAAAUAAAGUCCAGCCAGAAGAAUUCCAGGGUCCAGAUCAGCAGAGCCAAGCUGGAGCAUUCUGGGAAUUACACGUGUGUGGCAGAGAACCUUCUGGGGAACUCCAACUCCACGAGCACUGUUCAUGUCCAAAGCAUAACUACCACACCGUCUCCAGGCUCGGGCCAUGCCAGAAGAUGCAAUGACUCAGAGAAGGCCUACUGCGUGAACGGCGGCGACUGUUACUUCAUACAUGGUAUCAAUCAGUUCUCCUGCAAGUGUCCGAAUGACUUUACUGGUGAUCGCUGUCAAAACUACGUCAUGGCCAGUUUCUACCAGCAUCUUGGGAUUGAAUUUAUGGAAGCUGAAGAGCUCUACCAGAAAAGAGUCCUGACAAUCACGGGGAUCUGCGUGGCUCUGCUGGUGGUGGGCAUUGUGUGUGUGGUGGCCUACUGCAAAACCAAGAGACAGAGGAAGAAGAUGCACAAUCACCUGCAGCAGAACAUGUGUGCAGAUCACCCAAACCGGAACCUAGCGAACGGACCCAAUCACCCAGGACCUGGCCCUGAGGAGAUACCCAUGGUAGAUUACAUCUCUAAGAAUGUGCCUGCAACGGAGCGAGUCAUAGGGCAUGUACCAGAGGACUCGUUCCCAGGCAGCCAUGCGUCUUCCAGAUCUCACAACUCCUCUACCCAUGCCCAUUCAUCCACUCACAGACACGAGGAGCGGACGUGGAGCCUGGAGCGGACUGACAGUGUCCUCUCAGACUCACCAGGCAUGAUGUCGUCCUCCGUGGGGACCAGUAGGUGCAACAGUCCUGCGUGCAUGGAGGCCAGGGCCAGGCGUGCCGCACACUGUGGCUCUACUGUGCCCCACCGGCCGGGCCUGCAGUACGAAGACUCGUUCGAUUCGCUGGGGGACUCUCCACACAGCGACAGGUAUGUGUCAGCCCUGACAACGCCGGCCCGCCUGUCUCCAGUGGACUUCUUUUACUCGCUGUCCCCGCAGGUGCCUUCCUUCCAGAUCACCUCCCCCAACACCAGCCAGGCCAUGUCCCUGCCACCCGCCGCCCACACCCCCUACCCCCCGGAGGAUGACCAGCCUCUGCUGCGGCGCUACCAGGUGCCCCUGCAUGACGUCCAGCGCCAGGAGCCCUACCGGCAGCAGCGCCGCACCUACCUGAACGACAGCACGGGCAGCCUGCCCUCUAGUCCCUACAGGCUGGCUGAGGAAGAAGACUACGAGACCACACAGGAGUACCUCUCCUCCCGUGAACAACCAAAGAAAAGUGGGACCGGCAGCGGUGGUGUUGGGGGUCGGCGCUUGCGGAGGUCCAGACAGAACGGCUACGUAGCGCCGAGAGGAUACGAGGCGUCACGGGACUACGGCUCUCGCAGCUGCCUGAUGGACAGCGAGUCGGAGGGGGAGGGUGAGAGCACGCCCUUCCUCAGUAUGCAGAAUAUGAAUGCGGAGCCCUCCACCAUCUGCAGGCCGGCCAACAGUAGGACUUCUCAGUCACACUCUUCGGGGCGGCACGGUGCACGUGGGACUGUACAGACCAGACAGACGCACUCACGGUCCAAACCGGACAAUGUACCGCAUUAAAGAAAGACGAUGAGCUACCAAUGAAAAUCAAUAUAGUAUAAACCUGCACCUAUACAAAAUAUUUUUAUUUUAUAUAACUGACAGAUAUUCUAAACAAAUGAAAUAUUUAUUUUCAUUUUUAGCAAAAGUUGUCUACUAGUUAACAGCAAAGACUUUUUUAUAGGGAAAACUCUAUUUAUAUGUACAUUUUGAUUUACAGUAUAAAAAGACGUGCCAAUUUUUUCACAACUUCAAAAAUGGAGUAAUAUUGUGGUGCCUUUUGCUGUACUCCGAUGGCAGAGGGCCAGUGGAAGUUUUUGUAGCCUUUCUUAUAUGGACAUCAUUUUUUAUACACCUUUCCUCUUUUGUUUUCUUUUUUGGGCUUUGUUUUUUCUUCUUUUCAGGCUGUUCUUCUGGGAGUCGAGCCCCAUUUGAACAUGACCCUUCCCCUUCCACAUCAUGCAAUAUAAACCACUUAAUCAUAAGGUGUAUGUUUACAUGAAUAUAAUUCACCUAUAGGGUUUAUCAUUUUGGGACUCUCCAGUAGAAAAUCUGAUCAAUGCAACGCAGGUCCUUGCUCUCUGAGUGGGGAGGAGUGUUUGUGUGUGCGUAAGUGCGUGUACUCACGUGUUUGUGUGCGUAUGUGUGUGUGUGUGUGGGGGGGGGGGGGAUUUUGUGUACAGCUAUGCUUGUGCGUGUGUGAGUGUUAAAAGUCCUAAUGUGUUGUUGUACCAACCAACUGGUUGCUAUCUUGGGCGCCAAAGCAAUUGUAUCAGUAGAGGAAAGCUGCAGGUGCACAGUGAAGAUCAGCCUUGGUUCCAGGGUUGCGCUGCUGUUGGGUACAGAGUUCUGUUGGGUACAGAGUUCUGUUGGGUACAGAGUUAUUUUGGGUAAGGAGUUAUGUUGGGUAGAGAGUUAUGUUGGGUAGAGAGUUAUGUUGGGUAGAGAGUUAUGUUGGGUAGAGAGUUCUGUUGGGUAGAGAGUUAUUUUGGGUAGAGAGUUAUGUUGCGUAGAGAGUUAUGUUGGGUAGAGAGUUAUGUUGGGUAGAGAGUUAUGUUGGGUACAGAGUUAUGUUGGGUAGAGAGUUCUGUUGGGUAGAGAGUUAUUUUGGGUAGAGAGUUAUGUUGCGUAGAGAGUUCUGUUGGGUAGAGAGUUCUGUUGGGGCUCCCGGGUGGCGCAGUGGUUAAGGGCGCUGUACUGCAGCGCCAGCUGUGCCAUCAGAGUCCCUGGGUUCGCGUCCAGGCUCUGUCGUAACCGGCCGCGACCGGGAGGUCCGUGGGGCGACGC